AAGAAAGGAAAAGAAAAAAGAAAGGCAGGCGCUGCUAUGCUAUGCUUGAGUUUGAAGCAUUGGAAGGUCCGAAAUCCGAAUUCUCAACUCCCGAGACAAAUAUAUUGCAACAGACAAAUACAAGUCGAACAUUUUCUCACCCACCAACUACCUCACUCGGUCGCAUCGCAUAGAGAGAGAAACAAUGGCGGCAGCGGAUCUAGAGGAUGUGCCUUCCGUCGAUCUCAUGACGGAGCUCCUCCGCCGAAUGAAAUGCGCCAACAAACCCGACAAACGCCUCAUCCUCAUCGGUCCACCAGGAUCUGGAAAAGGUACCCAGUCACCAAUAAUUAAGGAUGAAUAUUGCUUGUGCCAUCUGGCCACCGGUGAUAUGCUUAGAGCAGCUGUUGCUGCCAAGACUCCCCUUGGGGUUAAGGCCAAAGAGGCCAUGGAAAAGGGAGAACUUGUUUCCGAUGAUUUGGUUGUUGGGAUAAUAGAUGAUGCAUUGAAGAAGCCAUCUUGUCAGAAAGGUUUUAUUCUUGAUGGAUUUCCUAGGACAGUUGCCCAAGCGCAAAAGCUUGAUGAGAUGCUUGAUAAACGUGGAGUCAAGGUUGACAAAGUUCUCAACUUUGCAAUUGAUGAUGCUAUCCUGGAGGAGAGAAUUACUGGUCGCUGGAUUCAUCCUUCUAGUGGUCGUACUUACCACUCCAAGUUUGCACCUCCAAAAGCGCCUGGUGUUGAUGAUGUAUCUGGGGAGCCUUUAGUUCAACGGAAAGAUGAUACAGCUGCUGUUCUCAAGUCGAGGCUUGAAGCUUUCCAUAAGCAGACUGAGCCAGUAUGUUUCCUUCCCUCAUAUUUCUAUUCCUGUGCAUCUGCUUUCAACCAAGUUACACUUGUUGUGCAAAUAUUCUUAGAUUGGCUUUCUCUAACCUUUUAUGUCAUUAGCAAAUAUUGAAAUGCAAGCUUUCUGAAUAUUUGCUUGAAUUCUUGGAAUGCUGAUUAAAUUUAACUUCAUGGUCUUUUGCUUGUUCAUGUUUUCUAUGCUCCUAAGUCCUACCCAAAUGCUGCAUUUAUUCUACUUGGUGGUUGCGUGCUUCUAAGAUGAUGAGGGACUUGAAGUUUGUGUGGUUUAUUUUCUUCGUUUAUCCAACUCUGUUUUACCUGUAUGCCAAAAACUUUCUUGUGAGCAUUAGUCUGUAAAAAUCGUAACAUUAGCUUCUUGGUUUAGUUAGACUGUCAUAUUCUGUAAUGUAGUAUAGAUAGGAUAUUGUGGCAAAAGAGACUUAGAAAAGAAGAAAAGACACUGAAGUUGAUAGUUAGGACAGGGUCAAGAUUUAUCCUGUCAUCCCAGAAUCUUGAGUGUUGCCAAUUGUUUUAGUAUAUUAUCCGUUGGCGUUGUUUACUAGUAUAUAUUAGUUGGACAUCAAGUAUAUUUUGAGACAUGCUGGACAAUAUGUUUUCUUUCUACAUUACGCUGUUUCUUGUUAGCUUGUAAUGGUGCUAUUAUUUAUUAUUUAUGACUGCUAUUGCCACUUAGUUUUGAAUCUUCUCUUCACUGAUCCAUACAUAAAUCAACUCUUAUAUCUGUCUGGACAAUAUGUUUUCUACAUUACGCUGUUUCUUGUUAGCUUGUAAUGGUGCGUGCUGGCUUUUCACAAUAGCUCCUUGGUCUCAAAUUCCUCUGACGCUCUUUGUUUUUCCACUGCACAGGUUAUCGACUACUAUGGCAAGAAGGGUGUUGUCGCUAACCUUCCGGCAGAGAAACCUCCUCCAGAGGUGACAUCAGAGGUGAAGAAGGUACUGACGUCGUGAUUGAAGACUCCAGUUUUUUGGCCACCCUCAAUAACAUUUGAUGCCUGCAGUUUCUGGUCAUUCUUAUUCGGAUAUGUCAGCGCAAGUCAUCAGAAAAGGUUCCUGUACUGUACUAUUUGUUCUGCUGAGUCAAGGCACUAGUCGGCAUUAGGUUUAGAUUUGCUUAUACGAGUUACAGAAUUGUUUGAGUUAACUUUCUAUCUAAGGAGAGGCUAAAUACAGUUUUCUGGGUAAUGACUCCUCACUGCGGGGUUCAUAUCUCUGCAUGUUGUGGAAUGAGUUUCGGUGGGCGUGCCCCUCAUCAUUUCCCCUCCUCCACAUGCUAAUAAAAACUUCAUUGGCUUUUCUUGAA
Molecule: messenger RNA, 2143 nt
Organism: Salvia miltiorrhiza (redroot sage)
Lineage: Eukaryota; Viridiplantae; Streptophyta; Magnoliopsida; Lamiales; Lamiaceae
Product: adenylate kinase 4
Exons: 5
Coding region: 185-934 (249 amino acids)
Biological process (GO): nucleobase-containing compound metabolic process
Cellular component (GO): cytoplasm; mitochondrion
Molecular function (GO): ATP binding; AMP kinase activity
Source: RefSeq, a predicted model, not a curated record